Molecule: messenger RNA, 1940 nt
Organism: Phyllostomus discolor (pale spear-nosed bat)
Lineage: Eukaryota; Metazoa; Chordata; Mammalia; Chiroptera; Phyllostomidae
Gene: BKGD
Product: chromosome 6 C11orf54 homolog
Exons: 8
Coding region: 111-1058 (315 amino acids)
Cellular component (GO): nucleus
Molecular function (GO): hydrolase activity, acting on ester bonds; zinc ion binding
Source: RefSeq, a predicted model, not a curated record
ACGUUCACUCUAGAGCAGCAGCUGUUUGUGCUUGGUGCACUGGGAGCUCCUGUGACAAUUAGCCCACAAUAGCUCUAUUCGUAUAUGCUCACAGGUAAAGAAGAAAGAAAAUGGCCUGUGCUGAAUACUCUUUUUAUGUGCCAAGUCUGGAGGAACUCGUUGGAGUUCUGCAAAAGGGGCUAAAGGAUAACUUCGCUGAUGUCCAGGUCUCUGUAGUUGAUUGCCCUGAUUUGACUAAGGAGCCAUUUACCUUUCCCGUAAAAGGCAUCUGUGGGAAAACUAGAAUUGCGGAAGUAGGAGGUGUGCCUUACUUAUUGCCUCUUGUAAACAAAAAAAAAGUUUAUGAUCUAAAUAAGGUUGCAAAAGAAAUCAAGCUUCCUGGAGCUUUUAUUCUUGGAGCAGGGGCAGGCCCAUUUCAGACUCUUGGGUUCAAUUCUGAGUUUAUGCCAGUUGUUCAAACAGAAAGUGAACACAAACCUCCUGUGAAUGGAAGUUACUUUGCCUGCAUUAACCCUAAAGAUGGAGGGUACCUGUUAGAGAAAUACAGUGAGAAAUAUCAUGAUUUUGGGUUUGCAUUACUGGCUAAUCUUUUUGCCAGUGAGGGCCAACCUGGAAAGGUCAUUGAGGUGAAAGCCAAAAGAAGAACUGGGAAACUUAACUUUGUAACUUGUAUGAGGCAGACUCUUGAAAAACAUUAUGGAGAUAAACCUGUAGGGAUGGGAGGUACUUUCAUCGUUCAGAAGGGAAAAGUGAAGACACAUAUUAUGCCUCCAGAAUUUUCUUCCUGCCCACUGAACUCUGAGGAAGAGCUGAACAAAUGGUUGCACUUUUAUGAGAUGAAGGCCCCUUUAAUUUGUCUGCCAGUUUUUGUCUCCAAAGACCCAGGGUUUGACCUGCGGUUGGAGCACACUCACUUUUUCAGUCAUCAUGGAGACGGUGGACACUACCACUAUGACACGACCCCAGAGACAGUGGAAUAUCUUGGCUACUUCUUACCUGCAGAGUUUCUCUAUCGCAUUGAUCGACCAAAAGAGACCCAUUCAUUUGGGAGAGAUUAAACCAACUGCUACUAAUUUAGAAAAAGAAAUGAUUAAGUUAAUUAGUUGAUUAACUCAUUGAGUGAUACAAGUAUAAAAUCUAAUAUAAAUGAUCUCACUACUUAAACUAUAAUUUCAGACUUUGAAAUAAAAGGUAUGUUGACAUUACGCUGUGUCAUGUCAUAGAUCUGUCUGAAAAGGCUCACUGGGAACAAAGAUACAUAAAGGAGCUGUUCUUCUUUAUUAUUUUAUCCUAUAAAAUCUGUCUUACAUUUAUAUUGUAAACAUAAAUAUGACCUGGAGUCAUGUGAUUGGUCAUUUUUAUAUAAUUUACAUUUGUCUAAAUUAUUAAAGUUUUCAAAUUAGUAUCAAAACUGCUAAUUGAAUAUUAGAAAAAUCAGUGUUGGGAACCUUGAUAGUUGUUGAAUCUUUGUACUGAAUUUUAAAAAUCCAUUUUAGAAGUCAGAGUGCACUUACUUCAUGGAAUACGGUGAUCAGAGGGAGAAACUUUAAUCCUGUGGGUGAAGUUCAACCCCACUCGGAGUUCCCAGAUUGCCUUUCACAAGCAGCAGCAACUAGAUGGCCAGCCAUGAUUCCUCCUCUGUUUGGGUUGCCAGCUGGAAUCAAUUUGUGCUUGUUGGUUACUUGUAAGAAGGGAAAAUAAACAGUAUCAAAAUAUACAUUGAAGUAAGUGUAUUUUAACUUAAAUUGAGGCUAUUGCUAAACAUGACCACUGUCCUUCAAGAAAUAUAAAAUUAUACUCUUACUGAUUAUAAUGGUUGAAACUUUCCUCAGUGUUCUUUUAUAAUCAUUAGCCAGAAAUUAACUGUAACUUACUAAUGCCAACAGUAUGGAAAUUUAGGAGCUCUUCAAUACUAAACACAUAAUAAAUCUUAAAAAAUA